AUGGAUAUCAAAUCUAGUAUCCAAGGUAGAACUAUUCAAUUUUCACAGACCACAGGGAAUCAAUUUGUCUACGGACAUGACUUUGUUAAGGUUUUGGAAGAAAGUUAUGUUGAUCCCCAGAGGAUUGUUUCUAUGGGUUCUGGACGAUCCAACAGAAUAUUCCAAGUUACUGUAAAUGAUGAAAAAGUAUCAGAACGUUUUAUAGAUAGUCAUCAUACUGUGUCAAUUGGGAAAAAUGUUUAUUCUGUUUCUGCUUGCAACAAAUCGCGAUUGAUUGUUAGGUUGUUCUGGCUUCCUGAAUAUAUAUCGGAUAUUGAUAUAUCUUCAUUUUUCAAAUCCUUUGGGUUGAGUGUCGCCUCUAUACAGAGAGAGUUCCAUCUAGCGGACGGGUUAAAGCAUAUAAGAACGUUAACUCGUCGUGUUUUGGUAGAAGGUCGCUCUUCGUCUUUUGACACUUUACCACAUACAUCAUCAAUAUGUGGGAAAGAAACAUUAUUAAUUUUGCAAGGAAGGCCACCAGUUUGUCUUAAAUGUUAUAAGGCGGGACACUUCAGGAAGGAAUGUCCGUUAAGUAAACAACCUUCUUAUGCCAAUGCUCUUUUUUCGUCUGGUGCUGGUGCUAGUGCUGGUGUUGGUGCUCGUAAAGGUGCUUUUAGUAGUGUUGAUUCGAUUAAAGGAAGACCAGGUUUCGUACAAGCCUCAACUAUUGUGUCUAAGCCUUCUAGACUGCCUCGUCCUGCUGUUUCUCCUCCUCCUCUCCCUACUCACGUCACGUUGUAUGAGGAUAGACUGGAUGGUGAUGGGUUUUAUACACCCAAGAAUAAUGCCAAAAAGCUGACUUCAUCAGAGUCAAAUUUAGUGUCUGUUAAUGUUGCGAACUCUUCUCAUGAGGAAAUUGUUUCCACAAAGAAAUUUGCAUUUCAACCUCUUACACCCCCAAAUAGAAAAGAUACAAAUCUUCAAUCCACAAAAUUUGCUUGUGCGGCAGCUGGGGCUAAUAGUGUUCGUCUGAAAUCUGUGUUCGUCCGCGUCCAAAUCUUCUGUAGGACGUGGCACUGA
Molecule: messenger RNA, 1059 nt
Organism: Lottia gigantea (owl limpet)
Lineage: Eukaryota; Metazoa; Mollusca; Gastropoda; Lottiidae
Exons: 1
Coding region: 1-1059 (352 amino acids)
Molecular function (GO): zinc ion binding; nucleic acid binding
Source: RefSeq, a predicted model, not a curated record